UGAACCUUCCCACACAGCAAGCUCCGACAACUUUCCCUGUACUCUUGAAUAAUUAACCACCUUUGCGUGAUAUGCAAAAUAAGCUGAGACAACAGUGUUCAAUUGCACUCCAGUAAGCCAGAAGCUUUCAUCUGGUCAUGGUUAAAGGAGUGUCUACUAAGAUAGUACUCAUUCCACAAAAUGGAUAUGAAUAAGACAGUCGACUGCAAGGAGAUGGAUAACACCCUGCAAAAAUAUUACCUUUCUACCAUCUAUACCAUUGAGUUCGUUCUUGGCAUCAUUGGAAACAGCAUCGUUGUCUUUGGAUACGUAUUCUGCCUGAAAGUUUGGAAAAGUGGCAAUAUUUACUUGUUUAACUUAUCACUAUCAGACUUUGUAUUUCUGUGCACACUUCCAAUGUUGGUGACAAGCUACUCCAAAGAAAAGUGGACAUAUGGGCACAUGUUGUGCCAAAGCAACAGGUUCAUGCUGCAUGUGAACCUAUACACAAGCAUCCUUUUCCUUACCUUUAUCAGCAUUGAUCGUUAUAUGCUCAUGCAAUAUCCUUUCAGAGACCAUUUUCUACAGAAGAGGAAGAUAGCUGUUGUUUUCUCUGUUGCCAUAUGGAUCCUUGUUAUACUUGAACUGGUGCCAAUAAUCAUCUUCAUAGGAGCUAGAAAUACCAGUGAUAUCAGUGAUAACCAAUGUAUAGAUUAUGCAAGUUCUGGAGAUCCAGCAAAAAGCCUGAUCUAUAGCAUAUGCCUGACUCUUCUGGGGUUUGUAAUCCCUCUUUGUGUUAUGUGCUUCUUUUACGUGAAGAUGGUUAUCUUUCUUAAGAAACGUAGUGAGCGGCUCCCAGCUGCGCAGAACCUUGAGAAACCUCUUUCUUUUGUCAUCAUUGCACUGGUUUUCUUUUCACUGUUCUUUACUCCAUUUCACAUAAUGCGCAGUGUGAGGAUUGCCUCCCGAAUGAAAUCCUGGAAGCUUUCCCUGUGCACACAGAGCAUCAUAAAUGCCAUUUAUAUUAUCACAAAGCCUAUUGCAUUUUUAAAUAGCGUAAUUAACCCUGUCUUUUAUUUCCUAAUGGGUGAUCGCUUCAGGGAGAUGCUGAUGACUAAAGUAAGACAACUCUUAAAAAGGUGAAAAUGAGGUGUCGAGAAAGCCCUCUGACAGGGAACACACUGAGGAAUAAAGGACCCUGGUUGAUGGGACAACUUUUACUGCUGUAUAUCAAGCCUUAUGUAGCUAGCUUCAUUUAGGCUUGGUUUGCACAUACACAAUGAAGCCAUUACUAAGCAACUGCAUAAUAGACCUGAUCUUACUAUCUUUAUUCAGGCAAAACUCUCACUGGCUUCAAUAGCUGGUUAUAAGAGUCACAGGACUGGACUAAGUAUUUCUAUAUGAUAGAAGAAUGUAAUAUUUAUGCACUUGUCUGUUUUAACUAGGGUUACCAGAUAGCAACAGUGAAAAAAUGGAACAGGAUGUGGGAGGUAAUAGGUGCCUAUAUAAGAAAAAGUCCCCAAAAACGGGACUGUCCCUUUAAAAAUGGGACAUCUGGUCACCUUAGUUUUAACUUAAUGGAAAUCUAAUGUCCUGAUGGUGUCUGUCAGAGGGCAGAGAUUAUAUGCGGAGGUGGUGUAGAUGUGUCGGUCCCAGGACAUUAAAGACAAGUUGGUAGCACUAGACCCCACACUCAACAUUCACCCCAUGGCCCUUUCUUUGUUCUUGUUUCACACUGUUUCUGUGUGGCUGGAGACCAUUCACCUUUACAGUAAGUGACUGAGCCACGUUCAAUUCUUGGUUGAACUGGUGGUGGGGAGGAAGGAGUUGGUGCAUCCCAGGAUGGGCUCAAUAGUUUUAUAAUAAAUUAUCAUUUGUGUGUGUUGGUAUUUGUUGAAUAACUGAAAAAUGGUGAACCUUGCUUUAGGAGCCCAUGGAUUAUCUGAUACCUGACUUGGGCUAGAGAAGUUCAAAUCUCAAGCCAGACUUCACUUCAGUGCUCUCCACAGGAUCAUGAAGUACUGUACGUAAAAAGAUGGUUCAUGAUGGGAACUAAAUGGCCUGAUUUAGGAUGGAAAUUUUGCCAUCUGAUAUAGUUCUUGUAUUUUUUAAAUUUGUUUCAUAAUAGCCUGAUAAUAAAACAUUCAGUAGAUAAAGUUAAAAAAACCUGUUCAGUGUUUUGCUUUUAAUAUGCACGUUCCCACAGCUUCAUGACUUCUGCAUUUCUCAGUACACAGUACAAUCCUGUAAACUGAAUAACUCAGCAUGAAAAUUGAAAUGUAUUGAAUAUAAAGUACAUUUGAACAAUAUUAGCUAAGAUUUCUACCUUUGUCACCUGUUUGACACAUUUCAGACCAGAGUUUCAACGGG
Messenger RNA from Mauremys reevesii (Reeves's turtle), 2349 nucleotides. Its product is annotated as succinate receptor 1-like. Gene Ontology annotation, biological process: G protein-coupled receptor signaling pathway. Gene Ontology annotation, cellular component: plasma membrane. Gene Ontology annotation, molecular function: G protein-coupled receptor activity. Bases 181 to 1122 code for a protein of 313 amino acids. The transcript is spliced from 2 exons. The record is from RefSeq and is a predicted model, not a curated record. NCBI's taxonomy places the organism in Eukaryota, Metazoa, Chordata, Testudines, Geoemydidae.